CGCGGUUUGGAAUGAAAGAGGGGCCUAGGGGGCGUACUUGACAGCCUGCUAACGGCGUGCUAAGAGCGCGAGUGCCAUGGUACGGGUUCCUGGGUAAGGUGACGAUGGGAUGGUGAGAGCCCUCUUUCCUCCCCUCGGCGCAUGGUUUGGAUACCCCUCUUUCGCUUUUAAGUAUUUUCUUCCUGCUAUUCCUCUUUCUUCUUCUUCUUUCUCUCUUGCUCACUCGGCUGCUUGUUGUCGUUCUCCUUUUUUAUCCACCAUACAAGUCUAUCACGGUAGUGGGAAGGCACACGAGAUUUGAGACAACGUCACUCACACGUUUGACUGUAUACAAAAUUCAAAUUUAUAUAUUGAUUUCUAGACACGUUGUUGAAGAGAUAUAAUCCUACUACUACCACCAACCACCGACCCACCAUCACGCCACCAUGAAAUUCUUCCGCGCCGACUUCUUCCACCGCUACACCGAGAGCACCAAAGAGCGCCCCCUCACCUCCCUCAAACGCCGCGCCCAAGCCGCCCAACGACGCCGAUGCACCAUGCAACCCGACAGACCACCACCAUCACAGUUCAUCACCCCUCCCCGUUCCCCCCCCGUCACCCCAGACGAACCACCAGAACCACCCGCCCCCGAGCCUACCACUGCACCAACACCACCACCAGCUCCCCCCCAACCCAGCGCUGAGAUAGCGUCGGAGACAGCACCCCCCACCCCACCCCCCCCGGCCGCCGCCGACGACGACCCCGACCCCUUCGACUCCACCCUCGAACCCGCCCUCGAACUCAGCGCCAGCGACCUCGCCUGCGCCGACAUCUCUAGCAAAGCCCCCGCCUCCGUCCACGAAAUCGAAGUCUCCUCGUCUCCCCAAGAAGCCUCCAAGGAGGAUGAGGAGGAGGAAAAAGCCCCUCCGGGCGCGGGUCCCAAAUGCUCCAUCUGCCAUGAGUUCACCGGGAUCCCGCGCUGUGGCGAGGAGGAGCACGAUGGGAGGGUGGAGAAAGUGGCGUCGCUGCCGUGUGGACAUCGGUUUGGACAUCUCUGUCUGCUGGCGUGGUUGGAUCAGGACCUAGGGCAGACGUGUCCGCUUUGCCGGUAUCUGCAUGUGCAUGAGGAGUGUGGGCAUUCUGUUAUCCCUGCGCUGGCGGAUGAUGCGCCGCCGUCAUAUAAGGGGCGCGGGGGCCGGUGGGAGGUCCCCAAGAAGUGUAUGUCGUGUCGGGUGGAGGGGGAGCCGGGGACGCAGAUGCUGAAGUAUCAGUGGCAGAUGGAGGAGGCGAGGGGGAUGGCGUUGGUGAGUAUGACGCAAGUGCCGAAUGAGUGGGCGGAGAGUCGGAUUCAGAGGGAGUGGGUGAGGUUGAGUGAGGAGACGAGGAGGGUGGAGGGGACGUGGAGGGAGGAGUUGGAGAGGUCGUGGUUGGGUUCGCAGAGGGGGAGGUGUGAAUGGUAG
Molecule: messenger RNA, 1439 nt
Organism: Pseudogymnoascus verrucosus
Lineage: Eukaryota; Fungi; Ascomycota; Leotiomycetes; Thelebolales; Thelebolaceae
Exons: 1
Coding region: 426-1439 (337 amino acids)
Biological process (GO): ubiquitin-dependent protein catabolic process
Molecular function (GO): metal ion binding; ubiquitin protein ligase activity
Source: RefSeq, a predicted model, not a curated record